Molecule: messenger RNA, 1165 nt
Organism: Pollicipes pollicipes
Lineage: Eukaryota; Metazoa; Arthropoda; Thecostraca; Pollicipedomorpha; Pollicipedidae
Product: oxysterol-binding protein 1
Exons: 9
Coding region: 122-1165 (347 amino acids)
Cellular component (GO): plasma membrane; cytosol; perinuclear endoplasmic reticulum
Molecular function (GO): sterol binding
Source: RefSeq, a predicted model, not a curated record
GUGUGGACGUGUGGGUGGUGGGCUGAGUUCCAGCGCUCGUGUUUAAUUCCGUGGCCUGGUGAUUCGAGUGUAGCUGUGAUAUUUGAAUCAUAUGAACACCUGAUAAAAGUGCCUGUUCACAAUGGAUACCAAGGAGAAGGUGACAGAGCCAGAGAUUAAAGGCUGGCUCUACAAGUGGACAAAUUACAUAAAGGGAUAUCAGAAGAGGUGGUUUGUGCUUUCCAAUGGACUGCUUUCAUACUACAGGACCCAGGCGGAGAUGGCGCACACGUGCCGGGGCACCAUCAGCCUGCACGGCGCGGCGAUCCACUGCGAGGACUCGUGCAACUUCAUCAUCUCCAACGUGUCCAAUGGUGGCACACAGACGUUCCACCUGAAGACGCCCAACGAGAUCGAGCGCCAGCGCUGGAUCACCGCGCUGGAGCUGGCUAAGGCCAAGGCUAUCAGGGCACUCGACUCUGAGGAGGAUGGCUUCGAUGAAGAAGAAGAGCCAGACAAGGGCGAUAUCCAGGCCGUGAUCAGCACGCUGAACGCGAAGCUGGAGGACUUGCAAACUUGUCACGAUCUGAUCGCAAAGCACGCCUCCACCCUACACAGAUCCCUGGCCGACUUGGAGAACUCGGAGAGCGCUCAGGAGGUCACGGCGAAGGUGAAGCAGGUCAACGGGAGGGCGACGCUGUUUCGAAUCACGUCUACGGCUAUGAUUAAGGCGUGCGCCGACUACCGGGACCUGGUGCAGACGCACGGCCGCAAGUGGCAGCGCAUGUUCCAGCACGAGCGCGACCAGCGCAGCCGGCUGGAGCAGAUGGUGGAGCAGCUGGCCCGACAGCACUCCCACCUGGAGAACGAGGCCAAACAGCUGGAGGUCAAGCAGCUCAUCAAGAAAGACAGUCUCACUGGUGUGGCCAGUAUCCAGUCGAGCGAUGACGAGUUCGAGGAUGCGGCCGACGACUUCGGAAGCCACUUCACGGUGGCCGUGCCCACCAACCACAAGCGCUCGGGCAGUAACGUGUCGCAGACGUCCGAGGGCCGGGACAAGCUGCCGAACGAGUCCGACUCGAGCAACGAGGAGGACAACUCGGAGAUGGUCGGCGUCAUCGCCCACAAGCCGGACAAACAGAAGGUAACGCUCUCGAGGCUGGUGUUCUUCGGCAACCUCAACUGA